This is a messenger RNA of Knipowitschia caucasica, 2085 nucleotides long. Lineage: Eukaryota; Metazoa; Chordata; Actinopteri; Gobiiformes; Gobiidae. The record is from the annotation of a GenBank genome assembly.
AUGGGCCCAGAGAGCAGCGGAGCGGAGAAUCCACACUGUUAUCACAGCUGUCUGUCGAGGAGGCUGGUGAAGACGGGCAGAGACGGGCACGGACGAACGGGACGAGCACGGAGACGAGAGCAGGCCGCGGAGGAAGACCACGAGCGGGACCCGUCGAGUGCCAAAGAGGCGAACCGUGAAGCGACCUACACGCAGCGGCGGGGCUCAUACCCCCGCCUACGCAGUCUACGGCCCUGGGAUCCGCGGCGGCAGCUGGAGGGCUGCAAUCCGGAUAAAGAGCGAGGACGCAGAGUCACUGGGACGUACCGCGAAGCGACCUACACGCAGCGGCGGGGCUCAUACCCCGCCUGCGCCAAGCGGUGUGCGCCAUUCACAUUGGGGACGAGCGCCGUCUACCUGCCUCUGGCCCACGUUAGCCUCAGCCAUUGGGGCACAAUUCCCCCGGAGCCCCCACAUCCGAGAUUGAGGCGCCAAGACCGUGAAAACCCCCCCUCCGAAAGUGCCUUGCGAGAUCAACUGCUGCUAGGCUUGAGCGACAGCCCACUGGCCCAAGCUCUGAAGGUCUAUGCUCGCCGUCACCCAGAGCUGGAUUUCACAGAGCUACGUGAGGAGGCCAGGUUAUUGGAGACUGAGUACGGCCGGGGUCAACCAGAGGUAACGUGUGCCUCAGUUCAAAAACAUUAUGACUCUCCUAAAACCCCACAGGGAUUGGACUGGAAGGAGCAAUUGAAGCGCGAAAUCAUGGAGGAGGUGAACGUCCAAAUGAAGGGGCUGUCCCGUGAUAUCCUCGCUGAGCUUAAACCCCUGCUGCAGUCUGCCUCUCCCCAGUCAAGCCCCCCCAACACCACGUGGAACCGCCGGUAUUCACCGAGACCCUAUAAUGACCGGGACGAGCAAGGAAUGAACGUCAUCAUGGCUUGUUGGGAUAACAUCUUUAAGAGGUCAAAGAUGCCUGCUCUCCCACCACAAUUUAAACAUCUGAGAGUGUGGCGGGAGGCGUUUGCCACCUGCAGCCGCAUAGAAGUAGCCCCCACAGAGGAUGGGUCAAUGGGUUUCGUGAGGUUGGCCACGAAGAAUAACAUUUCAGUCCCUCCAAACAGUGAGAUAGUGGUGUGGGGUCGUACUCGGAUGGGGCGGGGUGGAACAGAUUUCUGUGCCCUUAUAGAGCCGGUUCCUGGGGCUAAUAUUGGUGGUGUGGGUGUGGCUAGAACGCUGGUCGAGGUGAGGAAAGGAAGAGUCCCUGUUCGCAUUUGUAACCCCCACCCCUACAGUGUGUCUGUAGGUCGUUUUACGAGGUUAGGGCAGCUUUAUCAUAUUGAAGAGGCAGAUGUACAUGGCCCAAAUGACCCAUCUCUGUUUCUUGAGGGAGACGACGUCGUAGCGGUAACCCUGGUAGAUGUCACAACUUCGGCGGCUAACUCUGAGUUGCCCCCAGAGGUGAGCAAGCUGAAAACGCGCCCUGACUUGUCUGAGGUGCAGCAGGAGGAGCUGGAGGCCCUGCUGCAGAGGUGGGAGAAGGUCUUUGCCGUACAUGACGAGGAUUUUGGCCGGACUGACCUGGUGCAGCAUAGAAUCCCUACGGGCGAUGCUGCCCCCAUCCGAGAGAGGCACCGGCCAAUCCCCCCAAUGCUGUACAGAGAAGCCCCUGUGCUGGCUUAUGCCCACUACGAUAAGCCCUUCAUAGUCUACACAGACGCGAGCAACCAGGGGCUUGGUGCUGUCCUAUCUCAACAUCAAGAUGGUUUCCUGCUCCUGUUAAACAGGCCAUACCACCCGUCGAUGAGCUGGUGGAUGCAGCUGCAGUGGAGAGACGGGCACGGACGAACGGGACGAGCACGGAGACGAGAGCAGGCCGCGGAGGAAGACCACGAGCGGGACCCGUCGAGUGCCAAAGAGGCGAACCGUGAAGCGACCUACACGCAGCGGCGGGGCUCAUACCCCGCCUACGCAGUCUACGGCCCUGGGAUCCGCGGCGGCAGCUGGAGGGCUGCAAUCCGGAUAAAGAGCGAGGACGCAGAGUCACUGGGACGUACCGCGAAGCGACCUACACGCAGCGGCGGGGCUCAUACCCCGCCUGCGCCGUAA